Molecule: messenger RNA, 1353 nt
Organism: Neohortaea acidophila
Lineage: Eukaryota; Fungi; Ascomycota; Dothideomycetes; Mycosphaerellales; Teratosphaeriaceae
Exons: 1
Coding region: 1-1353 (450 amino acids)
Source: RefSeq, a predicted model, not a curated record
AUGGCCCCACGCUACCUCCUGCGAGCUUUCAGCGAUGUGUCGAACGGUACAAACACCAGGCACGGCUUCGCGCCCGCCGGAAAUGCCAGCGAGCGUCAGUCUUCUUACAAGGGGUUGAAGUACAACAAGGACGUGGGAGCUCUCAAUCAACAGUUGAAGGUUGCGGAGUACGGCAAGGAGGCCCCUGAGAAUCCGUUCAUUUUCGCAACAGUCUCUCUGCUGUACGCACUCCAGCAUGCAUGGAAAAAGGGGCGCAAGUGCAAGCGCUGGGCAGCCGGAAAUAACAUUCAGAUCGUCGUUAUCGACACUGGAACCGCAAAGACAUCUGGUGGCGAGCCCGUCGCCUGGCAUCGGGUGCAAGACUUGAUGGCGGAGCUUGGCCUCAAAUUGACUGCCAAGUACUCCAACCAUGUCAUCGACUACUCCGACGUCUGGGUCACUACGGACGACAUUGUCCUUGGCGAAGGCUCAUACCAUGCAUCCUUUGACGAGCUAAAGCAAGCGAGACUCUUCGACUUGUGCCCCGAGCUGAGUGCCUGCUGGCAAGGUCUCGAGAAGCCGGUUAACGACCUCCGACGCCUCUGGUACGAACAGGACAAGAAGCCCGACUGGACCGGGUACGACGUGCGCGGCAAAGAGAUCAGCCUGGCUGCCAAGAUCGCCGAUGUCUUCAAACCCGUGCGAGACCCGAAGAGCGACUACGUUGACCCUCACCUCUUUGCCAUUCUGCUUGCCCUCAAGAACGAGAGCGCCAACAGUCCUCAUUUGCGUGCAUGGCUGGACCUCCACUCGAGUGCCAAUGACGAGGACGUCACGGACGUCACCGAAUCGGUCCAAGACACGGGAAUGCCAGAGGUGGACAAAGCCACGGCGCUCUUCGCACGGCUUCGUCAGCGUCGCGUUAUGGCUGCAGACGUUCUGCUCCUCGAAACCACCAUUCCGGAGGACCACAUGGCAUUGCAAAAGAAAGCCUACUUGAAAGACAGGCUGAAGCGGAAUGAGGAGAAGAACAAGGUCCAAACCGAAAAGCGAGCUGCAAAACGCAAGCUGGAACUGGAGGCGAGUAUGGAGGCCGCGAAGAAAGCGAGGCUCGAGACCCAAAAGAGCGGUGAAGGUGCCGGCAAAGAUGGCAACGCCGACGCUGAGAAUGGGGAAGCGGACGAGACCGCGACCACUGGUAUUGAGGCAGCUCAGGAGGGUGGGACGGAUGCACCAGCUGAUGCUAAGGCUGAUGCUGUUGGUGCCUAUGGUCAAGCCGGACAAAACUUGGCGAAUAGUUUCGAGCCUACUCAGGAAGACAGCACCAAGUCUCCUUCGGCGGGGACGGAUACUGACGGGCUCCAAAUUGGAUGA